UCUUCCUCUUCUCGUCACCGAUCCUUCGCAAUGGCGUCCUACUUCAGGGAGGCCACCGGCAUCCCCGGCCCCAGCGGCUUCGGAUCCGCCACCACCGCCGAGCAGGUCACCGAAGGCAUCGACGCCUCCGGACUCACCGUCAUCAUCACCGGGGGAAAUAGUGGGAUUGGAGCAGAGGCUGCAAGGGUGCUGGCCCUGAGAGGAGCUCAUGUCAUCAUCGGCGCUAGGAACAUAGAGUCAGCUAAUGGUGUCAAACAGAGUAUUCUGGAAAGCAUCCCAUCUGCUAGAGUUGAGAUCAUACCAAUCGAGCUUAGCUCACUCAAAUCUGUUCGAGCCUUUGCUGACAAAUUCCUUGAAAUGGAUCUACCUCUUAACAUCUUGAUAAACAAUGCGGGUAUCAUGUACUGUCCUUUCCAACUUUCGGAGGACGGAAUAGAGAUGCAGUUCGCUACAAACCAUGUCGGUCACUUUUACCUGACAAAGCUUCUACUUGAUAAGCUGAAAACCACAGCAGAGAAGACAGGAAUUGAGGGUCGUAUCGUGAAUCUAUCGUCUGAGGCUCACAUGACACCCUAUAGGGGUGGAAUACGGUUCGACAAAAUCAACGACAAGGAUUUUUACAAUGACAAAUUGGCUUAUGGUCAGUCCAAGUUGGCCAACAUAUUGCACGCCAACGAACUUGCUAGGCGCUUAAAGGAAGAAGGCGCGAACGUUACAGCAAAUUCACUUCAUCCCGGUCUGAUUAAGACAAACUUAGGGAGGCACGCAACUGUUGCUGUCGCUGCACUGAGAGCUGCAACAUGUGUCUUGUGGAAGAGUAUUCCUCAGGGAGCGGCGACUACAUGCUAUGUUGCACUUCAUCCGAAUGUGAAGGGAGUCAGUGGAAAGUACUUUGCUGAUUGCAAUGAGUCAAAGACGACAUCAAAUGGCACAGAUGAACUGUUAGGAACAAAGCUUUGGGACUUCACUGAAAAUCUAGUCAGUGCUAUAUGAUUUCUAUAUCUCAAGUUGAAUCUUGUUACUCUCACUUGGUGCUAUCGUGUAGUGUGGAUCUUGUUGUCGUGCGAUAUGUAUGUCUUCUUUUAGAUUUGCAACUCUCGGUUUGUGUUGGUUGUGUAUUAUUAAUAACGACUGUGAGUUAUGUAUUACCAAACUUAUUCUAAUAAAUUAUCUUUAUUAUCUAAACAAA
This is a messenger RNA of Zingiber officinale, 1189 nucleotides long. Its product is annotated as short-chain dehydrogenase TIC 32 B, chloroplastic-like. Lineage: Eukaryota; Viridiplantae; Streptophyta; Magnoliopsida; Zingiberales; Zingiberaceae. The record is from RefSeq and is a predicted model, not a curated record. The transcript has 8 exons. Bases 31 to 993 code for a protein of 320 amino acids.